Messenger RNA from Beta vulgaris subsp. vulgaris (sugar beet), 1436 nucleotides. RefSeq names its product WAT1-related protein At5g64700. The transcript has 6 exons. The record is from RefSeq and is a predicted model, not a curated record. Gene Ontology annotation, molecular function: transmembrane transporter activity. Lineage: Eukaryota; Viridiplantae; Streptophyta; Magnoliopsida; Caryophyllales; Amaranthaceae. Gene Ontology annotation, cellular component: plasma membrane. The coding region runs from base 124 to 906 and encodes 260 amino acids.
CAUCACACACAAUAUAUAUGUAUAAAAGCAUACCAAUAGAGCUUACAUAAGUGUUAUUCAAGCACUAGAAAAUACACUCUCCUUCAUAUAUUGAAAUUCACCAAUAUUAUUGAAAGAAAAAAAAUGGCACUUAGUAAACCAAUUCUUGUUGUGUUUUUCAUACAAACCCUAUAUACUGGUAUGUUCUUGCUCUCUAAGGCUGCUUUCAACGUUGGCAUGAAUAAUUUCAUCUUCACUUUCUAUAGACAAGCCCUUGCCACCAUCUUUCUUGCCCCUAUUGCCAUCUUUCUCGAGAGGAAUAAAAUACCACCGCUCUCAUUCAAGACGUUUUGGCAGAUAUUCGCGAUGUCUUUGUUUGGAAUAACAUUGAGUUUGGAUUUGUAUGGCAUCGGCUUAACCUAUACCUCAGCAACAAUGGGUGCUGCUACAACCAAUUGUCUUCCAGUCAUUACUUUUUUCCUUGCUGUUCUUUUCAGGUUAGAGAUAUGGAAAUUAAAGACUGCCUCUGGAAUAGCAAAGCUAGUAGGCGUAGUGAUAUGCUUGGGAGGUGCCACAACUCUUGCACUUUACAAGGGGCCUUCAAUCAAAUUGUUUAGCCACUCUCACUUGCUCUUUGGUCACCCAUCAGUCAGCCAACAGCCUCAUAAUCGAGUACAUUCUAGCCACACCUGGAUUAAGGGUGUUUUUAUCUUGCUUAGUGGUAACACUUUUUGGGCUCUCUGGCUUGUUAUGCAGGCCCGGAUAAUGAAAGGGUACCCGUCAAAACUUCUGUUCACAGCACUAAGUUGCUUCUUCAGUUCAAUACAAUCAUUUGCACUAGCUAUUCUUGUGGAACGACGUCCUUCUCAGUGGAUGCUUGGUUGGAAUAUCCGUCUAGUAGCUGUUGCUUAUUGUGUAAUAAAAUGAAGGAUAUAAAUCGAAUACGUAGACCAGUAAUUUGAGUAGAAUUAGCAAGUAGGGCUUUGAUUAUUAGAUGUGAGUAUGACGAAUUUUGGGUCGAACCUUUAAAUGGUCGUCAUCUGUAUAACAAGAAGACUAAUCGGGAGUUUUGCCGGAGAACGAGCCUUCUCCGAUCCGAUGCUUAAAUCAGAUGGUUUAGCAAUAUAAUGCAAGAGAAUGGAGAAAAUUGUCAAAUAUAUUAUAUGUGUUUCUUUAGUUUUUUUUUUUUUUUUUUUGUUGUUGUUAGUAAGGCAUGCAUUCAAAUAUAAAAGGUUCAAGUUAAGGCUUUAAAAGCCCAUUACAAUUAUCCAAUCGUUACGUUUCUUAAGUUAUUUUAGAUAAAGUUACGUCUAUUUUGGUGCCAAAUGAAGUAUAUAUAUUUUUCCGCUUUCCUCCGCUUGGGCCUAAUUGCUUUGCAAUGAUCAUGAAGCUUAAGUCGCAAUGGACAUGAGCCUAUAUUUAAUUUAGACCCCAACACAUGCUUUAUUUGUUUUGUU